CCGCUCAGGCGGCACAACUGCGUCACAAGAUGUUAGAGAGAGAACCAUUCCUCCCUCCUGCUGAUAACAGCAAGGUGGGAGACUAGUGUGUGUAUAUAUAUGUAUAUAUAUCGCGAAGAGACACCUGGUGAAGCUCUCACUCACAACAACACGUAACACGGUAACUCAGUAAUUAUUAUUCUCAAAUUUUUAUAAUCAAGACCAAGCGCUAAAGCCACAAGAGCAUCCCAAUUAAAAGUGGAAUAAAAUCGAGUGAGCAUCAUCAUAAAACAAGUUAAUUUCAACAUGAAGGCUAUGAUAUUACUUGCUGGGAUCCUCUUAUUUGCUGGUGGACAAGGCUGCGACGUUGGUUGGGUGCAAAUCCAGGAAUCAUGUUUCAUGUUCCACAUGAAUGUUAUGCUGUCGUGGCAAGACGCACGCGCCUUUUGUCAAGACUCUGAAAGUGACCUGGCCAAGGUUGUUGAUGGUGACACACACAGAGGUGUCUAUGUGUACAUCCAUACUUACGGACUGAGUGGCUCUUUCUGGCUGGGUGCAUCAGACACGGCAUCGGAAGGUGACUGGGUGUGGGUGACUGACGACACCAGAGUGGAGAAAGGAACCCCAUACUGGGCCCUCGGGUACAAUAUCUUCGGGUUUAACCAAGAGCCAACUGGCGGCCCAGAUGAGAACUGUCUGGCCUUGGACGAGGAGAGAAAGUACUUCUUCAACGACGCCUCUUGUAACCUCACCUACCAUCCCAUAUGUAUGAAGUAAAUGGUAUUGGUUGUGACACACUCUUUAUACAGAUUUAACAUUCUUUAUUAUGACGUAACGUUUAUGAUACAACUAUCUUGAUGUAACAACUAUCUUGAUGUAACAACUAUCUUGAUGUAACAACUAUCUCGAUGUAACAACUAUCUUGAUGUAACAACUAUCUUGAUGUAACAACUAUCUUGAUGUAACAACUAUCUUGAUGUAACAACUAUCUUGAUGUAACAACUAUCUUGAUGUAACAACUAUCUUGAUGUAACAACUAUCUUGAUGUAACAACUAUCUUGAUGUAACAACUAUCUUGAUGUAACAACUAUCUUGAUGAAACAACUAUCUCGAUGUAACAACUAUCUUGAUGAAACAACUAUCUUGAUGUAACAACUAUCUUGAUGCAACAACUAUCUUGAUGUAACAACUAUCUUGAUGUAACAACUAUCUUGAUGCAACAACUAUCUUGAUGUAACAACUAUCUUGAAGUAACAACUAUCUUGAUGCAACAACUAUCUUGAUGUAAGAACUAUCUUGAUGCAACAACUAUCUUGAUGUAACAACUAUCUUGAUGCAACAACUAUCUUGAUGUACAACCAUCUUGAUGUAACAACCAUCUUGAUGUAACAACUAUCUUGAUGUAACAACUAUCUUG
Molecule: messenger RNA, 1396 nt
Organism: Cherax quadricarinatus
Lineage: Eukaryota; Metazoa; Arthropoda; Malacostraca; Decapoda; Parastacidae
Product: perlucin
Molecular function (GO): signaling receptor activity
Source: RefSeq, a predicted model, not a curated record